CGGCAACUCUAUCUGAUGUUUGUCAACAUUUUUUAUUAUUAUAUUUUCAAUAUGUCAAUAUAUUGAUUUUAGAUGUUUUUAUAAUCGAACAUUUAGUAUGGAUAUGAAUCAUUUUCAGAACCCUCCAUUUUAGCUUGCCGGAAAAUGGAGAAGGCAAACAGAAAAAUGGAAGCAUUGGUUGAAUCUUUGCUCAAAGAUGGAUACGAAGCUCUUGUUAUGGCAACACAUUUGGAGGAAAACACAUUCCUUUACAAGGGCACCAAACUUGGACAGGAAUUUCUCAAAGAAACACCACAGCUUCUCAGGUUUCCGGACUUCUGCAGAGAUUCAAUACCUACAAAACAGGUUCACAAGAUUCAAAACAUACCUCUACUGAACAUUAGCACUACAUCGGACAUAGAUAAUUAUUUCCAAAGGACUAAAAAAGGACCUCUUUUAAAAGGUACAGAAUCAGGAAUAAAACAAAACAAGGAAAAACAGCCUUCAUUAUUGGGCCCUGGUGUUAAGUAUGUAAAAGACCAAUUAAAACAGCAAGAAAAAGACUUCAUGGUUACAAAGGAUGAAGAUUUUGAUGAAGGUUCAGGGACACUCAAUAAAACCAAUUAUUCUGAAAUAAAGGUUGAAACAGAUUUAUUUACAGAUGGCCACUCAAGUGACACAGACAAUGAAACCUAUUUUGGUGAACUAAGUGGAACAGUUGAACCAAAGCAGAAUGCCAUGAACUCAACUGAGAAUGCCCUGAAUGAGAGAAGAUUGAACGUGAGUACAAGUGCAAAUGGAAAAGAUGAAGAACAAACAAAUAACAUAGGGAAACAUUAUAUGAGAAGUUGUUAUGUAUCUCUGGUUAAAGUUCCUGAUGAUGAAGUCAGGGUUGGCUGGAAAAGGAGCGGAGCUAAGAAGUCAAAGCUUAAUCAAAUUCACGUUUGGAAAGGUGGUGAUGAGACAAGUAGCUUUGAAGAACAGUUCAUUGCAGAAAAGGAGGAUAUAAUUGAUAAAAAGAAACCAAGUGAAGGAAAACGCGUAGGAGAGAAGAGGCUUGUUACAAUUGAUUUGCCAGUUGAAAUGAGUGAUGGGAUAGUCAACAAUCAAGGUAUAAAGAAGGAAGUCGUAAUAGAAUUAGAUAUACCUAAAGAUUAUGACGAUAAAAGUGAAGAUUUUGAAUCUGAGGUCAGUCAAAUGUCCAUUAAGGGGAAGAAGAGGAAAAUUACAUCUAUUGUAAAUGCAGAAAAGGAAAUGAAGCUUCCUGGUACAUCGUUGUUAAAUAAAACAAGGGAUGUAAACGUGAAGGAGAAAAGGACAUUAACUUCUUCGAUGAAAAUUCCAAACAUGUUUAUCCAAACGAAAAAGGAGAAAACGAAAGGCAUUUCAUUGUUGAACAUAGCGGGCAAUAAACACAACAAAGAGAAAAUGAAAAAAACUAAAUUUUCGAAAGUAAGAAGCAAUGGACCGCAUAUUAUUAAAAAGAAAAUUCCCUUUACUGAUAAAAUGAAAGCCAGAGUGUUAUGUUCACUUGAUUCAAGUAAGAGAAUUGAAAGUAAAUUGGAUGAAACAUUUGGAAACCAUGGUCAAGUUAAAACAUUCAAUAAACAUUACAUUGAAAAAUGUGAUAAGUGCUUGAUAGACUUUCUUAAGGAAAACCUAAACAGAAAAAAAAUGAUUGCUGAUCACAAGGAUAAAAGUUUGAAUGGUGAAAAUGUGGAUGGUUUUUCCUCAAAAAUAGUAACUUUUUAUGAGGAGUGGGACGAAGUGCAAUUUGAAAGCAAACCUAAAUUUGAUGUUUGUCCUUGUUGCAACAUGGAUUUAAAAUUAAAAGAGGAUUCAUUUUGUCAGAGGCACUUUGAAUUGCACUUGGAGAAACUGAGACAACCUGUAGAACUUUGUAAACAUUGUCAUAUCACUCUGCCAUCAAGGUGGCUUGCACUUCACUGUUGUAUCUGUGACAUCCCUCGUCUUACAAAUACGGUCAAUUAUUGGGUCAGAGAUAUCAGAGACGAAGUAGCAGCUUUCACCAUGAAGCUUUGUUUUGGCAAAGAUGAAAAGGACACAGCGACUUGUGUUGAAUGUGAAGAACAAUUUGAUAAUACAUUUUCACUCAAAUACCACUUCUUGCAAAACCAUAUUUUUGUGUUUAGGCAUCUAGGAGAUUGUGGGAUGGAAUUUACGAAUAUUGCUGACUUUGCCAAACACAUUAAUCCGGCAUUGGUGGAUGAUGACAGUGAAACACGGUGUUGUAUUUGCCAAUAUUCAUUUACCUCCAGUAACAAUCUGGAACAGCAUGUCUUGGAGAAACAUCCUUCUAUUUCUGAAGGCAAGUGUGAAAAGUGUGGGUGUUGGUUUCCUUGUAAAGUUCACUUACUGGAACAUUAUUGCGGUAAAGAGGUAUGGCUGAAUAAAAGGAAAUCGAAAGCUUGCACAAGUAUCCAAUGUCAGAUAGAUGGUUGUUGUGAAUGGUUCCCAUCCUCAGACUUACUUACAACACAUCAUUGGGAAGCUCAUGGACAUAAAUCGGAACUUUGCACUAUUUGUGGAAGCUCUUUUAUUGAUAAAUGGAGAUUGAAAACUCACACUGAGAUGUGUCACGGUACACCCGAGCUGUACCCGUGUCAUAUUUGUGGCCGUAUGUAUCGUGGACGUUCCUUAUUGGCUAGCCACAUUAACACCCAUGAGCAAGAACUACGGUAUAAGUGUGAUAAAUGUAGUGCUGCUUAUAGAAGCAGAGUUUCCCUUUUCAAUCAUAAAACAAGGGUACACCCAAAAGGGGGAGUACGUAGAACUUUCACGUGUAAGGUCUGUUCUGAACCAUUUUACAAAAACGAUAGUUAUAAACAUCACAUAGUGUCAAAGAAUCACGUAACGGAGGAUCAGCCAUUACCGGAUAUUAAAACCUGUGAACAAUGUGGGAAAAUGUUUGGUUCCGGUUUUGCUUUAUCCAGACACAGAAGACAACAGCAUUCAGAAAAGAAAUUACACUGCAGUGUGUGUGAAAAGCCGUUUGCAUGUAGUAGCAACCUCCGACAGCACAUGUGGACUCACACUGGUCAAAGACCUCGUUGUGAGCUUUGUGCGAUAGAUUUCCGAAGCCACAGAAAGCUUGUGGAACAUAUGGCUGAAAAACACAAUGUCCAAAUGGAGUUGAGAAAGAAUGAUGCAAAAUUAAGAAAGGAAAAGUUGAAAUUACAAUUUUCAUCGAAUGGAAGCAAACCUUAAAUUUUAAUGUUAACAUUAUGGCUGACACUUGCAUUUUGAGUGAACCAAGCUUUACAUUAAUUUAAACACAAAAAAGUGAUAGAAAACUAUUCUGCUGUUGCAUGGCGUUCUCAAGAACUAAAUGUAUUGAUGUAUCGAUUUUUAAUAAGUGAUCUCUUAACACGAUUGCUCGAUUGUUCAAAUCCGAAGUCUGUCUCCCCUUUUUUGAUUCAUCGACCUUUAAGUUUGUUUGGAGGACAAACGUAGAUUAAGUGGCGAUGAGUUUGAAACAAAUUCAAUUUGAUCUUAGAAUCCAUUGUUUGCAAAUGAUAAGUCAAAUAUGCGACGAUGUCAGGAAGUGACCCUGCAUCGAACUGAAAGAAUUGCGUGUGUUUUUGUUUGAUAUUGUGCCAGCAGUUGUCUCAGUGUGGCCAAAUCCCUUAACCCAAUUCAUCAACGUUGUAAUGAACGAAAUUCAAGCAAGGAGUCUGAAGAUGUCUCCAAUAAACAUGUCUAUAUUAUGUUUUGUACUGUUUUGAAUGCUGUUUCAAGGAAUAAAGUUGAGAAAUCAA
Mya arenaria is the source of this 3758-nucleotide messenger RNA. RefSeq names its product zinc finger protein 184-like. Lineage: Eukaryota; Metazoa; Mollusca; Bivalvia; Myida; Myidae. The record is from RefSeq and is a predicted model, not a curated record. Bases 145 to 3207 code for a protein of 1020 amino acids. The transcript is spliced from 4 exons.